Messenger RNA from Syngnathus typhle (broad-nosed pipefish), 3797 nucleotides. RefSeq names its product junction plakoglobin-like. The transcript is spliced from 17 exons. Gene Ontology annotation, biological process: cell adhesion; positive regulation of transcription by RNA polymerase II. NCBI's taxonomy places the organism in Eukaryota, Metazoa, Chordata, Actinopteri, Syngnathiformes, Syngnathidae. Gene Ontology annotation, cellular component: catenin complex; adherens junction. Gene Ontology annotation, molecular function: alpha-catenin binding; protein phosphatase binding; cadherin binding. The coding region runs from base 245 to 2464 and encodes 739 amino acids. The record is from RefSeq and is a predicted model, not a curated record.
GCUGGCCGCUCGCUCGCUCGCUCGCUCGCUGCACAGUGCGCACCGCCUCUGACACAAGAGACAAGCAGAGAGGGGAGGCACACUGAGCGCUGCAAACCUCUGGAACGGAUCUGCACCUGCACCACGCACACUGAGGAUUUCAGAAGAAAGGACACAAGUUUAGAGCGGCACGAAGCUGCAACGACCUACCGCCCGGUUCAACAAGGUCAGAGGUCAGUGAAAGUAGAAGUGCAAGUGGACGGAGAUGAUGUCCAUGCAAAUGAAUGAGGCAGACAGUGUGGUGAAAGUGGCUGAGUGGCAGCAGACCUACUAUGCUUCAGACUCUGGCAUCCAAUCAGCAGCCACCACAGUGCGGGAUGAUGAUAGCAGUACCGGGUGCAGUGGCAGUAAGAAGUACACAACUAGUACAACUAGUACUGCAGCGGCAAUAACCAGCACUGAAACAGAAGCAGCUCGUGAACAAGAAGAUUUAGAUGCUCAGUACUCAUUAACCCGAGCCCAGCGUGUCAGGGCAGCCAUGUUUCCAGAGACACUAGUGGAAGGAGAGGCAGCCAUACCUGUCCAAGCAGAUCCCAGCCAACAGAGUAAUGUGCAAAGACUGGCCGAGCCUUCGCAGUUACUAAAGACGGCCAUAGUUCACCUGAUAAAUUACCAGGAUGACGCCGAGCUGGCCACAAGAGCAGUUCCGGAGCUCACUAAGCUCCUUGCAGAUGAUGAUCCGGUAGUGGUAAACAAGGCAGCCAUGAUUGUUAACCAACUGACUCGUAAAGAGGCAAGUCGCCGGGUGCUGGUGCAAUCUCCGACCAUGGUAGGAGCCGUUGUUCGUGCCAUGACAACGGCAGUUGACAUGGAGACAGCUCGUUGCACUGCAAGCAUCCUCCACAGCCUGUCACAUCAGAGUGAGGGACUGCAGGCCAUAUUCAAGUCCGGAGGGAUACCAGCACUUGUCCGGAUGCUGAGUUCACCUGUGGAGACAGUUUUAUUUUACGCCAUAACCACUCUUCACAACCUUCUGUUGCACCAAGAGGGAGCCAAAAUGGCAGUGCGUCUUGCUGAUGGUCUUCAACGGAUGGUGCCCUUACUGAAAAAGAGCAACCCCAAGUUCCUUGCCAUUACCACAGAUUGUCUCCAGCUCCUGUCUUACGGAAACCAAGAGAGCAAGCUAAUCAUACUCUCCAAUGGCGGCCCAGAAGGUCUGGUGUUCAUCAUGAGGAACUACAACUACGAGAAGCUGCUAUGGACUACCAGUCGGGUACUCAAAGUACUGUCUGUGUGUCCCAGCAACAAGCCCGCCAUAGUCGAAGCUGGGGGUAUGCAAGCUUUGGGUCAGCAUCUGACAGGGUCAAGUCAGCGUCUGAUUCAGAACUGUCUAUGGACGCUUCGCAACCUUUCGGAUGCUGCAACCAAGCAAGAAGGUUUAGAUGGUCUGCUGCAGAUAUUAGUCACCCAGCUGGGUUGUGAUGAUGUCAACAUGCUGACCUGCGCAACAGGCAUCUUGUCCAACCUCACUUGUAACAACUCUCGCAACAAGACUCUAGUGACUCAGUUUGGCGGGGUGGAGGCACUGAUCCAUGCUGUACUGCGUGCUGGUGAAAAGGAAGAUGUUGCAGAGCCCGCAGUUUGCGCCUUGCGUCACCUCACGUCGCGCCACCAUGAUGCUGAGCUGGCCCAGAAUGCCGUGCGGCUGCACUAUGGUGUCCCCGCUGUGGUCAAACUGCUGGGACAGCCACACUACUGGCCUGUUAUAAAGGCUACUGUUGGCCUCAUCCGGAACCUUGCGCUGUGCCCUGUCAAUCAAGCCCCUUUGAGGGAUGCGGGGACUAUUCCACGAUUGGUCAACCUGCUUUUAAAAGCUCACCAGGACACACAGAGGCAUGCCUCCUCUUCUCAGCAGACAUACCAGGAUGGUGUUCGUAUGGAGGAGAUUGUGGAGGGUUGCACGGGAGCACUUCACAUUCUGGCCAGAGAUCCGAUUAACAGAGGAGAGAUUGCCAGCAUGCAGACCAUACCGCUAUUUGUGCAGCUGCUGUACUCGUAUGUGGAGAAUGUGAAACGAGUAGCUGCGGGAGUUUUGUGUGAAUUGGCGCUGGAUAAACAGUCAGCGGAACUCAUCGAUGCAGAGGGCGCAUCAGCACCGCUCAUGGAAUUACUGCACUCCAACAACGAGGGAAUCGCCACCUACGCUGCAGCAGUGCUCUUUCGAAUUUCCGAGGACAAAAGCUCAGACUACAGGAAAAGAGUGUCAGUGGAGCUCACACACUCGCUCUUCAAACAUGACCCUGCUGCCUGGGAAAUGGCCCACACAGUUCCCUUGGAGCCCGCAUACUUGGCUGAUGAGUUAGACGGCCCCUACCCUCCCUACGGCUAUACUGACCUGCCUCUGGACACUUUGCCGUUAGACCCUGACCUCCACGAGUCUUACAUACCUGACAUGAGAUAUCAGGCCUACCCUGAGCCACUCUAACAGGAUCUCAAAACAGAGUCGAACCGAUGCGGAUGAUUAACAAAUCACAGAAAGAUGGGACUGAAGGAAUCCUGGAGGAAAAAAAAAGAAGAAGAAGAAAGCGUCUGAAAGUCUGAAUGACAAUGAGAAAUCGAGCCUUUUCAAACUUUUCUAAAGUGGAAAAUAUCCCAGUUUGGCAAUCAAGAACUUUUGGAGAUGGGUUUAUUGAAAGUGUUAAUUGGAGGUGUAAAUAACACAGUGGUUAUUUUGUUAUGAUGUCUUCAAGUGGGGUGAAAGUGUGCUGUUACACAGGUAACUAUUAAAAGCAAUCACAUGGCACGUUACAUGAACCGUUAGGGCAUGUGGGACAAGCACAAGGUGCAAUUGGCCUCUUAUCUGAAAAAGAAAUAAGCAGCCUGAAAAUGUGGAGUCAUCCUUGUUCUCAGCAUUUAAUAGGAAACAAUUCACAAUAGGCGGCUUUGUUUUUUUGUGGCCCAUCGAUAUAGCUAUUUGAUAAAUCUUACUGACAGUCCGAAUAAAAUCCUUCCUUGCUUCCUUUAAAAGACAUACAGUAGCAUUCAAACAUUCGGAGACAGUAUAAUAAUGUACGGAGGUUUUUUGGGCGUGGGGGAGGGAGUGUUUGCUAUUUUAAAAUUGCUCAACUGUGGAUGUCAUCGAACAGGAAAACGUUUUUUUAACUUGGGAUUAAUGUUAGUCUAAUUUUUUUUACCGAAUGCUUCCUGUGUAUCCCUGCUGUCAUUUCGAUGUCUCUGUGUAUCUGAACUGUUCACAUGUACCAGAGUGUCCCUAUGUGGUUGUUGCAUGGUAUUAUAAUGUGACUAAAAUGGCUAAAUUGUUCACCUUUGCAUACUGAGAAGGAAACAGAGACAGGGGAAGUUAAAAUGGAUGAGGCACUAUGUUGGCCAAUUAGUUUUACAGAAAAGAAAAAAAGAACACAAUGACUUUUGGUUCUAAAAUAGAUUUAAAAAAAAACUGAUCUUAGAUUCUUAAAAGUCUGUACCACAUUCAUUUAAUCAACUUCAUAUUUCCUUGGAGAGUUUACAUUGAAAUAAGAGUAGUAAGAUUGUUCUUAACAUAAGGAAAGAUUCAAUUUAAAGUGUAAUAAAGAUCCAGGCUAGAACUGGUUGGCCAAAGGACAACAUUAUGCUUCUUAUCAAGGUCAACUGUGGUUACGACUUGGCUGUUUCUGUUUGCAAAAUACCACCAGAAGAGACACUUCAAUGUUAAAAAAAUAAAUAAAAAAGCACAAAUCACAUAAUUUGCUGAGCCUUCAACAGAGUUGUAGUGUACUGUACCUUAAUCUGAAUUGAAUAAAUCUCUUAUUUGACUUUGA